Molecule: messenger RNA, 1089 nt
Organism: Exserohilum turcica Et28A
Lineage: Eukaryota; Fungi; Ascomycota; Dothideomycetes; Pleosporales; Pleosporaceae
Exons: 1
Coding region: 342-680 (112 amino acids)
Source: RefSeq, a predicted model, not a curated record
UAGGUCAGUCUCCUAAAUCCAGAGCAUUCGAAAAUCUCAGAGACUCCAACAAGAAACCGCGCGUGGGCGAAGCAGCGCGUACAUGGUGGAAGCCUCAGCCCGCGCCAGCUCAGCCUUCGCUAAAGUCGAAAAUUUCCUAUCCGGGCCCGCUCAUGACUUCAAACACAAGAUCAAGUGCAAAUGUUCCGGUCGAGUGUGGCGGAGUAGGUGGACCUGUGGCUGCCGAUUGCCUACCUACUCCACUGCAAAAUACAACUGAUGCAAAAAAGGAGAGACAUGCACCGCCCUUGAAUCUCCGUGUUCCGGUGCCUAUUGCUAGCCGUCUGAAGGGUGAAAUUGACAUGAAGGGUAAAGCGCCUUUGCGAGACCACACCCCACCGACAUACUGGCGCGACAUGGUUCUAGGCUCUGCAUACGAGGCUGGCAAGUCGUUCAAGCAGAGUGCCAUGGGAAAGCUGGACGGCGUGUAUGCGGGGAAAAGACGAAAGAGCUCGGGCGCAAGCUUUGGGUGCCAGGGUGUAGCGAGUGAGCGGCUGGAUAGAUUCCAGGUGAGUGAGGGCGGGGUGUCCGAUCAGAUCCGCGGCGGUAUCGACGAUAAGAAUCUGAUGCCUGAACCUUUGUUUGCUGACAGGGACUCGAAAUUUUACCAGGCCUAUUUCGAGGCGCUGGAUGACUACUGAGGUUCCGUCAUCAGAACCAGCGCAUCGUGUUCCUUUCUAUUUUCAUUAUCAGUCUUGCAACUCCCACUCGUCUUUAUUGGUUGCUGCAGGAUACGUUGGUACCGCCAUUUGGAUGGAUAUUAAAAAUACCAUUGUUCUGGCGACGGCACAGCAUUGGCAAUGGUUAGUUGGGCGCCCAAGUGUCGUACGACCAUGGAUUUUAGGCAGCUCGACGAGGAAAAAUCUGCCGCGUCAAAAAUACGGACGCCUCUUGCCUGCAUGAGCAAUAUCGAAUUGACCAGGAAGAAGUAGGAUUUGAGGUAAAACAUCCAGUGCAAAGGAAGCGAGGCUGAAAGAGGGUAAAUUUGUUUCGAAACAGGCUGCGUAGCCGUCGUCUCCGGGGGAUCAGCUCUGCAUGUAAAAGACAACG